AUGCGAUGGCUGGCGGAACCAGUUCGAUCGGUCAUCGUCCCCGCUGACGUGUUCCUGACCAACAAGAAGGGCUUCCCGGUGCGCUUUUUGGGUGAGCAAAACUUCUUUCCUUCUCUUGUUCGGUUCGCCAACAUUUCCGCAGCAUCCUGA
Molecule: messenger RNA, 150 nt
Organism: Symbiodinium sp. CCMP2592
Lineage: Eukaryota; Dinophyceae; Suessiales; Symbiodiniaceae
Source: the annotation of a GenBank genome assembly